Vigna angularis (adzuki bean) is the source of this 1157-nucleotide messenger RNA. RefSeq names its product fasciclin-like arabinogalactan protein 12. Bases 94 to 942 code for a protein of 282 amino acids. The record is from RefSeq and is a predicted model, not a curated record. Lineage: Eukaryota; Viridiplantae; Streptophyta; Magnoliopsida; Fabales; Fabaceae. The transcript has a single exon.
CUACCUUCCACAAAUCAAACCAUUCUUUGCAAUAGCACCAUCCAAUUCAUUUGCAAUUUAGCACCAAAGAAAUCACAGCCCUCAAUUCCCAACAUGAAGAUAAAACAAACUCUCUUAUUCUCAAUUCUUCUAAUUGCCCCAAUUUUCUCAAUCACCACAUUAGCUCAGUCACCAGCGCCAGCCCCUAAGGCUCCCGCAAAACCUGCUCCAGCUGCACCGGCUCCGGCACCAGCAAAGCCAUUAGUUCCGGCAUUACCCCAGUCACCCUCUUCAGGUGAUACUUCUGGCAGCCAAGACAUCGUGAAGAUCCUGAGGAAGGCCAAGUCAUUCAACACUCUGAUCCGAUUGCUGAAAACCACCCAAAUCAUCAACCAAGUGAACGCACAGCUUGUCACCUCAAAGAAUGGAGGCUUAACCAUCCUUGCACCAGAUGAUGGUGCCUUCUCAGAACUCAAAGCAGGGUACUUCAACUCCCUGGGAGACAGACAACAGAAAGCAUUGAUACAGUAUCAUGUCCUCCCCGUUUAUGUGUCAAGCUCAAACUUUGACGCUCUGAGCAACCCUGUGCUGACACUGGCCAGUGACAGUCCCACAGGGUAUCAGCUGAACGUGACAGCAUAUGGUAACAGUGUGAACAUUUCAACUGGGGAGGUGAAUGCCACUCUCACAGGCAUUGUGUACGCAGAUAAGACUCUUGCAAUCUAUCAUGUGGACAAGGUUCUCAUUCCGCUGGACUUCUCUAAGCCUAAGUCUAUAGCUCCAGCUCCAGCUGUGGCCAAGGCACCUAAAGCUCAUAAGGAAAACUCUUCAGCAGAAGAUGAUGACCAAGCUCAAGCAACCAAGGACAGCUCUGGAGCCACCAGUUUUGUAAGCACUCGUGGAACAACCUUGGUGUCCUUUGGGAUUGGUCUGCUUGCAGCAGCAGCUACAAUGUCGUGUUGAAGAACAUCAAUUUCUCCAAGUUUCUAAUGUGUUUUCAGGACAAACAGGCAACUUCUGUGGACUUGUGUUUAUGUUGUAUUGACUUGUUUAUUGCUUAGGAGAAGCGUUGUUUGUGAGUUAUGGGAACUCUUGUUCUGUUUUUGUUUUGUGAUCAAGCGAAAAAUAUAUGUAAUUCGUUUUAUUAUCAAAGAAGAAAGGAAUAUCUGUUUGUUUUA